Protopolystoma xenopodis is the source of this 777-nucleotide messenger RNA. The record is from the annotation of a GenBank genome assembly. Lineage: Eukaryota; Metazoa; Platyhelminthes; Monogenea; Polystomatidea; Polystomatidae.
AUGGGUACUUGUAGGUUUUUCAUUUUUUUAAAGUUCCUCCUCUCUACUCUUCCGUUCUAUCUCUCCAAUCCUCCCUCGGUCCAGAUCAUGCGCAAUCGCAGCUCCAGCAGCGACGGUUCUAUUUUCAGCCUCGACAGCCCAUCCACCUGGCGCGCAGACUCAUUCCCCAACAACGCCACCAUUCCGGCGCCCAGACACGUGACCUCAGAGACCAACGGCUGUGUCAUAGCCAACGGCGACCAGCUCUCGGUGGAAGCGGUGCCGUUGGUACAGAACGGAUCGGCUGUGCGCCACGAUGCUCCGAAUCCCUGUCCAAAGGGUGGCCCGACGGCGAUGGCAACCGUUGACGCCGGUUACGACAAUCCUAGCAACGGCCACGAGUUCGUCUCUGCGGGAGGCGUCCGCGUCACUUCGGCGAGCGACCAACUGACCGGGUCUGAUGGUGAUUCGCCCUGUCAACCUGUGUCGUGUCCGUCUGGUCUGAGGCCAGAUCAACCCUCAGACCAGCCGAACGGCGCCGACGGUGCCACCGUCGGGCUCAGAAGUGGCCUCUCGCGGUUUAGCGAAGCCGCCAACGUCACCGGCCCACCUGCAGGUGCUCUGAUGCCAUGUCAAAAUUUGGCUCUGUUGGCCAAGGACUACGUGGAGUCCCUUCACCAAAACACCAAGUCGACGCUGAUCUUCGGCAAGAACAACGUUCUCGUGCAAACGGUGAGCCGGCGUCUUGUCGAGGAUGGCAUAUCGCCAAGUCAGCCCAGUCCGAUUGAGGGAGAUUGA